Spodoptera litura is the source of this 4078-nucleotide messenger RNA. It is a transcript of the gene Rab19, whose product is annotated as RAS oncogene family member Rab19. NCBI's taxonomy places the organism in Eukaryota, Metazoa, Arthropoda, Insecta, Lepidoptera, Noctuidae. The record is from RefSeq and is a predicted model, not a curated record. Gene Ontology annotation, molecular function: GTPase activity; GTP binding.
UAUACUAGACGCGACACAUUUGUAGUAAAAAGCCUAGUAGGCGUAAUUGAUUCAACGAAAAUUAAGAAAACAAAAUGUCAAAAUAGAAAAUGGCUGUCAAUUUAAAAGUCAAGUAAACAAGGUAAACACAAAGCUUUAUUGAGCAUUUAAUUAAAUUUAAAUCAUGAGCAGCCGCAAUCCUAAUACUUUAAUGAGUGUGCCGGACGAGCAAUUUGACUAUUUGUUCAAAAUAGUACUCAUUGGUGAUUGCGGAACCGGAAAAACAUGCAUUGUGCAACGGUUGAAAUCUGGUAACUUCAUAGAAAGGCACGGAAAUACAAUAGGCGUAGACUUUUCAAUGAAAACAUUGAUAGUGGAUGGGAAGAAAGUCAAGCUUCAGAUAUGGGACACUGCGGGGCAGGAGCGCUUCAGAACUAUCACACAGAGUUACUACCGCUCUGCAAACGGUGUAAUAAUUGUGUAUGACAUCACAAAACGAUCAACAUUUUUGUCGCUACAAAAAUGGAUUGAAGAAGUUAGAAGGUACACAUCAUCCAAUGUGAUAGUGUCACUGAUCGGUAACAAAUGUGAUUUGACUGAUCAGCGAGAAGUUGAGCCAGAUGAGCCUCAGUCAUUUUGCCGUUACGUACCAGAAAUAAUGUUCGUGAUGGAGACCUCUGCGAAGGACAACACUAAUGUUGAAGACACAUUCCGCAGUUUGGCUACAGAAUUAAAGAGACAACACGACAACAGUGAGGGUCCCCCCGCGGACUCGGACGCAGUGGUCCUUGGCGAAAGUCACUCAGUAACACGGUGUCAACCCUGCAGGUCAUCCUAGAUCUAUAGCAAGUCCUACGAGUAGAUAACCUAGACCAAAUGUUCAUCGUGGCCCUUGCAUGAUGCGUGAGAUGUGAGGUAACUGUUGAAUGAGGUAGUUAUGCGAAAAUGUUCCUUUUGAUAGUCUUAUUUAGGUUGUUUAUCGUAUAUCAACAAUAUUUAGGGAUUUUAAAGUUCAAUUCACUGUUAUUGUACAAUGACCCUUAUUGUGAUCCUUUGUAUCGACAAUUAAGAUCUUCGUUGCCAUGAGUUUCAAUUAAUCAAACUGGAAAACUCUUUUUUAAUUGUUAUCCUUUUCGACAAGGUUUUUAAGAAACUCAGGUCCCUUCCACGUGGAACUACAUUUUUCAGAAACCCAUUCUAUUAUGGAAUAGAAUGGGUUUCUAAAAAAUUUGGUUGUCAUUUGAAUAAAUGAAUAGAAUGGUUUGUGGGUUGAAAUUGGAACGUUUUUGCCUAACUACAUCCAUUUUAUUUUGCCAUGUCAGUUACUUAGCUUCGAACUAGAAGUUCUUGUCACAAACAUAGGUUUCUCUUUUUUUGUUUUAGUAGGUAUCGUGCUACAUUGACCAGUGAUAUAAAAACUAUACAACCCCUUACUAUUGUAAGCUAUACCACUCGUCUCCUAAUUAGUCUUACGUAACCUGAAUAAAUAAUUAACUAUACCGUCUAAUAACACAGUACUGGAUUUACUACAGAGUGAAUAAUGAACUCUAUUCAUAUGUAAAUUAGCAUGGAUUUACAAUGUCAAAUAUCGGACAAGACCAAAAUAUGGUAAUCCAGUAAUCCUAUUAUGUAAAUCUGCCCAAAUCAUUCUGAAAUCAUAAUAAAUCUGCAAAAUGCAGAUUUAUCGAAUGAUAAUAAAUCACAUGACUUAAUUUUCGAUGUCUAUCAGCAUCUCUGGCCGUAUAAUUAAGUAUCUUAACUAACGAAAAAUAAAAUGCAAUAUUCAAUGUCAUUUUAAAAUCUUCUCUGCUAUUUUUGAACUCGAAUCGUAAGGGGAUUACCCUUAUCCGUAUUUCAGUUAUCACCAAAAUACCAUGAGUUAAUCCUAAUUUUGAUAAAUGUACGGAUUAACAAUUAAUACAUUGAAUGCGUUUUAAUGCAAUGAUCAUAUUUUAUGUCACUCUUAAGACCUCUUUCAUCAAUUUUUGCUAGUCUAGUUGCCGACCAAGGGUUUGAUAAUGAAGUCUCAUGGGGAUUUUCGGUUCUAAAUUCUAAUUAUGUAUUAGCACAGAGUCUAGAACUGCAUCCGUUUAACCAUACGGAGAUACAACCGUAGAUUCCCCCCUUAUUACAUGGGAUUUAUAAGUAAUAUGUGACCUCCUGACUUUGUAUUGAGAGACUAAUGACAGUUUUCACCAUCCACCUCUAAACCAUCUAUUAACUAAUAGUUACUUAAACUACCUAUACUGUAAGAGGUGGGUGAAAACCAAAAUGUCUAAGUAUCACCUAUCUUAGUUCAGAACUUCUUUAAUUUUAAAAGACAGUGAUAACAUGCAAUAAGGUCCUAUUUUGUGUCAACACUGAUCGCUUCCUGUCUGUCUGUAUUGCCCUAUAUUUCAUAAAAAAUGUAUUAAAUAUUAGUUAUCAUAGUAAAUUAUAUUCAUUAGAAUGUUUCUCUCAAUUUUGCAACAUAUCUACUAAUAUUUUGCUGUUCUUUCUAUGUGUAUAUCGAUAUGUAGAAUAGAUAACUCAUUCACCUCAAUAUUAAAUGGCCUAGUAAUAAUUUCGAAGUAAAUUAGCUCUUAUUACUACGACGUAAUGUUCAAAACUCAUUGUUUUCUUGUAUCUCAGUAGCCAGGCAUCUUAUUGAAAGAUCUUUUUUAUUUUUAGUUUUCUAAAGAGAUUAGUAAGUUACGAAAUCAUUUCGUAUAUUCUUAUACAGAGUGUUUGAGUAAACGAGAGAUAUCUUUUAUGGAAUUUUUACUUUUUAGUAUUCGAUUUUUUAUUCCAUAUAAGGGUGUUUUUAUUUUUUUAAUCUUUUUUUCGACUCUUGGGAAUUUUCUCGGACGUUUUUUUUUAACUUUGUGUCUGGUAUAUUUUUAUAUGGUUUUUAUUUUCUUUUUUGUUUCUAGUGUGUAUUAGAAAUUGGUUCGAUGACGUCUCUCAUUUAACCGAACACCAAAUACAUAACGAUUUUAUGUAAAUUGUAAUUAAUUGGUUAUAGAUAAUGUAAAUGUGGCUUUAAGUUAUAAUUAAGGUUAAAAUUUAAAGGUAAGUUGAUAUCAUUGGUUUCCUUUUAGUGCUAUGAAAUUUAUUAAUAAUCAGUUUCGAAGUUGUAAAUAAUUAAUUGUAGAUAAUUAUUGUAAUGAUCAAACCACCUGCUCGAGACUGAUUUGAGCCAUAACCUAAGUAUUGAAUGUUAAACAAAGACCAUAGUCUCUAUAAAUCGUUAAUAUUUUAUUAAAAUGUCCAAUGACCAAUAGAAAUGGCGUAAAAAUCUGUUGCUUUCUUUAAGAAAGUUCAAUAUAUUCGUUAAAUUUUAAAUUUCGAAUAUUGUAGUGAUAUUUUAAUUCAUCUACUUACAUUUCUUGUGUAUCUGUGUAUAAUGGAAUUGUAGAUUUGACGUCCAAUUAAGUUAGAAACAUACUACGCACGCGCUCGUUAAUUGGCAAAUAAAACAGCCAAUCACGAUACGAUAAUAAAGUGACCAAUCAACGUGGGUUGCGUUUCGAGCAUGUUUCUGGCUUUAUGCAAUUUAGUACUAAUACAGGUUGAUUUAAAAAUCCAUUGUAAUAUCGGACUUAUGCAUGUUGGUUUAUGGUGCAUUUUAAAAUGAACGCUGUAUUUAUAAAUGUAUGUAUCUAUAAAUAUUAUAGUAACUAUACCUUAAUAACAUAUUAUACUGUAGUUGACAUUUCUGUUAAUCUCAUAUUAAUUGGAGUAUAACUUAAAGAGAGAAUAAUUGUUAUUAUUAUUAUUCAUUGAUUAGAAUUAUCCUCAUCACCUUAAUUAAUGGUGGUUUAUUAUAAGUUAGGUAGAAAAAUUAUAUUUUCGUCAAAUUAUUAGUCGUGUCAUAAGAAUCUCUAAUUUAAUUUUGUAUAACGUAUUAUUUUUUAUAAUAAUAAUAAUUAUUAAAUUAACAUGCAACUAAAAAGAUGUAAAAGUAAAACGACAGAUUAUACUAAAAAUAAUUUUAUUUGUAAACUUUACUCAGUGCUAUAAUAAUAAUUAUCUCAAUCAUAUUUUAAUUUUGACAUACAGGAUGUUCGAUAUUGAAAUGAAUUGUUAUAAUUUUAAUACAUCUGUUAAAAAAAGUUAA